Molecule: messenger RNA, 816 nt
Organism: Clonostachys rhizophaga
Lineage: Eukaryota; Fungi; Ascomycota; Sordariomycetes; Hypocreales; Bionectriaceae
Source: the annotation of a GenBank genome assembly
CAGCAGAGCGAUAAUAACCAGAGCAGAACCAGGGAACUCGGCGGAGCAAGCGGGUUACCAGGCGGGCUGCUGGGGAAAGCAGUUAAGGCAACAUUCUGUACACAGAGGUAUCUGCUAGACCUGGUAAGAGGUUAUCUACUUAACACCAAUUACCCAAAUUUUACCCUCUAUAGAACUCGGAAUUACAAGACGAAUUGCCCUAAACGCCAUCCCAUUAUACACACCAACUUCCUUAAGCUUCUUUCUAAGCAGCUGAAACAAACUCUUAACUCUGGGAUCAAAUCAUUAGAUAUUACUAGUUCUCACGGGGCUCUCUUCAAGAUUUCUUUACUUACAUAUAGGUACACUUUCAUUAGCAAAGGUACAGUAGAGGCUUUCAUCUCAGAUUUAAAGCACGAAGAACUCAUCUACAAGCAACUUAAGAAAGUACAAGGGACCCAUAUACCCGUCUUCCUCGGUACUACCAACCUCCGUAACCUCAGCAGGACAUACUACUAUAAUCUCCGCAUUAACAUAGGAGGUAUCAGUUUAAGAGAUAUUAAUACAAAAGAUAUUAAUAAGGCCUUUAUAACGGGAAGGGCAAUACAGUCUAUAAAAGCUAUCCAUCAAGAAGGGGUAGUACACAUAGAUACACGCCGGGAAAAUAUCCUGUUCAACCCAGAAACUCGAGAGGUAAUAACCAUUAAUUUCAAGCGCUCGCAGCUUCUCUCGCCACCCCGACACCAGCUGACCGCCCUGCAACCUAACAAGCGACAGCGGAUUCAAGAUACGAGCGGGAAGGUUAAAGCAGUAUCUCGUCCUCACAGUAUUAAGAGC